Messenger RNA from Drechmeria coniospora, 384 nucleotides. Its product is annotated as RPEL repeat protein. The transcript has 3 exons. The record is from RefSeq and is a predicted model, not a curated record. The coding region runs from base 1 to 384 and encodes 127 amino acids. Lineage: Eukaryota; Fungi; Ascomycota; Sordariomycetes; Hypocreales; Ophiocordycipitaceae.
AUGACCGAUUUCAAGAACCAGGCGCAAAUGCGGCCUUCCACCAUCGACGAGUCGCCCAUCUCACCGAUCCGGCUCGACCGUUGCAGGACAAACUCUCUAGAGAAUCAUUUGGAGCAUCGUCCCAAUCGUGCUGAUCUCGUUGACAAGAACAUUCUCCCCGAAUCUUCUGCGGCACCCGGCCUGUUGGCGCACCAGAAAGAGGGUACGCGCGCCAAGGGCGGCAAGCUGACCAGACGACAGCUCCAGAGGAACAUGCUCGAGAACAAACUCAACGACAAGAUCUCGCAUCGCCCAGACCCUGCGACACUCGUCAAGGGCGGUCUCUUACGUGAGGAUCCCCGUUUGGAGGACCAAGCAGGCCACGAGGGCACGGAGAAGGCGUAG